This is a messenger RNA of Danaus plexippus (monarch butterfly), 3856 nucleotides long. RefSeq names its product dipeptidase 1-like. Gene Ontology annotation, molecular function: metallodipeptidase activity. Gene Ontology annotation, biological process: proteolysis. The record is from RefSeq and is a predicted model, not a curated record. Bases 101 to 1414 code for a protein of 437 amino acids. The transcript has 12 exons. Lineage: Eukaryota; Metazoa; Arthropoda; Insecta; Lepidoptera; Nymphalidae.
CCGUGGGGCAUCACUGUUCGUCGUCAGAAUCCCGCGGAAGACAGACGCUUGGCGGCUUGACAGUAUCCGCGCUCCACUAGUUUGAGACACACGUUUCGAAAUGUCACUCGCGAAUAACGGCGUUCGCAAACACGACCACGUUCGACCGCCCAGGAGGAUUAAGUGGCCAAAUUUCUUAGCGGGAGUCAGGAUGGUGAAUCGCAAUGAGAGACGUGCUGUGGCCUGCAUAUUGCUGACGGUGAUCGCCGUCGUUGCGGCCGCUUCAUAUGAUCGCGAACGACUUGAGAUUGCGAAGCAAAUUCUCGAGGAAGUACCUCUCACCGACGGACACAACGAUUUGCCCUGGAACAUCCGGAAGUUUCUUCGCAAUCAAAUCAACGAUUUCGAACUGGACACCGAUUUAACCCAAGUGGAACCUUGGUCCAAAUCAAAAUAUUCACAUACCGAUCUUCCUAGACUUAGACAGGGCAUGGUCGGAGCUCAGUUCUGGUCAGCCUUCGUACCGUGUGCAGCUCAAAAUAAGGACGCUGUUCAGUUGACCCUUGAACAGAUCGAUGUCAUUCGUCGCCUGGUAGCCAAAUAUCCUCACCAGUUUCAACUCGCUACGUCUGUUACUGAUAUCCUCGAAGCUCAUAGUGCUAGACCUCGUAAAAUCGCUUCUUUGAUCGGCAUUGAAGGUGGACACUCUAUUGGCAACUCCUUAGGCAUUCUUCGCAGCUACUAUCAACUCGGAGUACGCUACAUGACUCUAACCCAUACAUGCAACACUCCAUGGGCUGAUUCUGCCAACGAAGCACCAGUCGCUAACGGACUCACGGAAUUUGGAGAGAAAGUUGUCCGUGAGAUGAACCGUCUUGGCAUGCUGAUUGAUUUAUCUCACGUGGGAGAGAACACUACUAGAGCAGCCAUACGUCUCUCGAAAGCACCGGUCAUUUUCAGUCAUUCUUCAGUCUACAGUUUAUGUCCUCACAAACGAAAUGUCCCCGAUGACAUCAUACAAUCCCUGAAAGUUAAUGGUGGAAUUAUCAUGGUUAACUUUUUUCCUGAUUUUGUGAAAUGUGCGCCAAACGCUACCAUAUCCGAUGUUGCUGAACAUUUCCAUUACCUGAAGAGGAUGAUCGGUGCUGAUUAUGUUGGAGUUGGCGGUGACUUCGACGGCGUUAAUAGAGUUCCCCGCGGCUUGGAAGACGUUUCCAAAUAUCCCGAAUUGUUUGCUGAAUUACUGCGAAGUGGUCAGUGGAGUGUUCAGGAACUGAAGAACCUUGCCGGCUUGAAUAUACUACGAGUUAUGCGCCAAGUUGAAAAGAUCCGUGACGACAUGCGAACCAAUGGCUCCGAGCCUGAGGAACACCCCGAUUCUCCUAACGACAACGGCAGCUGCACCAGCAAUGCUUUCUAUUCAGACGACGUUUAAACGUAUCACGCAAAAAGGACUGUAGUUAGAUUUAUGAUAGUUUUAUUAUACAAAAAGAAAAAAAAACUUUUUAUUGCUCACUUCAAUUUGGGAUUAAAUUUACCCUUUUUUUCUAUUCUGGUUAUAUAAUUUUUAAUAAAAUAAUUUCGUAUUACACGUAUAUCAACUUUGUAUGUCAAUGAAAUAUUAAAUGUCAUUAAUGUCUUUUGGAACUUAUUCAUGUAUUUGAUAGUGAAAUUAGAAGGUUCCAUCAGGAGAGGCAUGAUAUGUUGAUAUUCAACGUCUUCAAUUAGAUAUUGUGGAAGGAUCGAGAUGUCUGUUAGGCUAACUCGUUUCAAAAUUACUUCGUUUGAUUACAAUAAGACUUUUUAAAAAUCCAUAAACUAUUAAAGUUUUCAUUUUACGAAUUAAAUACUGUUGUUUAAUCAGGUCGUAAGUUGUUUAUCGUCUAGAAUAUCUCUGAAAUGAGUUAGCGCAUACGCUGUACUCUCUUCUGAUCGUUAGUCAGACAUAAAUUUAAUCAAUAAGGUAGACGUAUGAUAGAUCUCCACUUUCGCAGCACUCCUUCAUCUCUUGAUUACCAUAAUAGGUGUCAGCUUCUAUCUGAUCUCCUGAAAUGGCUCCGGACGCAUUCGAAUUAUCACUUAUUUCUAUUAACUUAUAUUUUAACUAUCUCAGAACUGAGUAACAUAAAAGAAAUUAGAGAAAAUUGUGAAGAUUUUUUAUUAAAAUCGGAACCGAAAGAGGUUUUAACGUAGUUAGUUAAUAUCUAAUAAAAAUAAAUAAUAUUAAAUUAAUUUUUGUACCUAAAUUACUUUGAUAGGAUUUUGAAAAAUAUAUGCCAUAAAAAAAAAAUUGGGUGCAAUCAACGGAAGCCAUUGAAUUCCUCCUUUCUUCUUGUGUCUCCGCUUAUAUUCUUAUAACAUGUGAUGUAAGAGGUAAGUAAUAAACCAACAUUGUUCCACCGCUGUUAUCUAACUAUUCGUAAAAUAGCAGUGAAGUUUAAUUGUUGCUUAUCGUAACAAUAUUGUAACUUAUCAAACAGCCAACGGAGGCGAGAUACGAUUUUUCUAUUGUUUGCCUUUUACAUCAUAUAAGUAGUUUGUAUUGCUGUGUAGGUUACAUGUACAAUAAAAGAGUAUGUGCUUUUUAUUAAAGAUCGUUCAUAUGAUUUCUCUUAAUUUUCCGUCGGAGUUGACAUUAUACUUCAAUAACAUUCUUAAACAAAACGUGUACAACCGAAUGUUCUCGUAAUACGGAAUAGAUUCGAUUACAAAAUAAAUAAACGAAAUUAGAUUGAUGCUUGUAAUAAAAACAAAAACAAAACAUAUCCGUGUAUCUUAUAACCGUUUGUUGUUUGCAUCUUAUAAUAAAAUUCGUAAAAUAAUUAAUGACAUAUAUACCGAAAUUAAUUAAGGGAUGAUUGUUUGAAAUCACUUCUCUCACUUGACAUUUUAAAGCCGAAUGGCAUGAUGGGCAAUCCGAAUAUAUUUUCGUAAUUUCUUUGAAUUUUUGAUAUAUGUACUCGUAUAACUGUUUUAUGUCUAUACGACAAUAAAUAAAUCAAAUGAAGGUGAAAUCCGCUUAUUCUCUAUCCUUAUAUCAAUUUGUUGUACUAAACACUAUUUGAAUUCAUUAGUUUAUUAAAUUAAUCCAUUUUUAUGAAUGGAUUAAUACAUGAACCUUGUUCCUCUGGUCUCUGUGUAAGUUAUAUUUUCAGUGCAUGCGUUAAUGUUAUAUAAUAUUGGUACUAUUAAAAAUUAUUGAAUAAUUUGUUACGUGAACUAUUUAAGGAAUAAGCGGAGAUUAAUCUGGAUCUUAUAAAUGAGCUGUGACUCUAACAUUAUAAUGGGGGUAACUAUUUAUUAGAGAUUGACUGAAAAAUUUUUCGAACCUAUAUCUAGCAUUACUGUCACGUCUGAAAUCUGGCUGUUAUUUUGUAAUUGGUUUUAAAAUGUAUAUUAAUAAACAUGUAUCGCACGAGCGCACAAUAUUUUUUAUUAUAAUUUCAACAUUUGUUCUUUAUGUUAACUAAAGUAUGACACGUACAUGAUAUAAAUUUUAUUUUAUAUUAAUUAAUGUAAUGUCAAACAAUGUCGGGUUUAAAAGUUAAACAAUAAUAUAGUUAUAUUGUUUACAUCAUCAAGUCAUAUAAUUCAUUCGGUUACUUAAACUUAUUCCAUUUUAUGUCCGAGUGAAGGCGUUUCAGUCGAAUAAUUCAAGGUACUGGAAUUAUUGUGUGGAUUGCUGAGAAUUUAACGGUUUUAAGUAAAUGUCUCAAAGAUCCGUGUGAUUGUGCGCUUGUGUUUGAUGAGGUUGUCUGGCGUAUUGUCGUCGUGUCGUCAGCUGUAACUUUGAAAGAGCAAUACGCCAUCCAACAAUCUUAAGAGCUCUUUAUAUUAUAUGUCAUAGACGGAAUAAACACAACUGCUCUAUACUCAA